This is a messenger RNA of Lepus europaeus (European hare), 2401 nucleotides long. It is a transcript of the gene ISG20, whose product is annotated as interferon stimulated exonuclease gene 20. Gene Ontology annotation, molecular function: nucleic acid binding; exonuclease activity. Bases 1739 to 2284 code for a protein of 181 amino acids. Gene Ontology annotation, biological process: DNA catabolic process; negative regulation of viral genome replication; defense response to virus. The transcript has 4 exons. Gene Ontology annotation, cellular component: nucleus. The record is from RefSeq and is a predicted model, not a curated record. Lineage: Eukaryota; Metazoa; Chordata; Mammalia; Lagomorpha; Leporidae.
AGAGAGGAGAUCCACCUGCUGCUGCUUUACCAGGCGCAUUAGCAGGGGCUGGAUCAGAACUGAGAAGCCAGCACUUGCACCAGCACCCAUGCAGGAUGCAGGUGUCCCAGGGGUGGCCUAGCUUGCUGAGCUACAGUGGCAGCCCCAUGUUGAGCACUUUCUGUGCUUACUGGUGUACUGCUCAUUUUUUAGCUCAUUUAGUUGUGUCAUUAGCACAACUCAUGUGUUGAGAUACACCCCGUGAGCUGGCCGGCGCUCAGCUUUGGGUAGAGGACCUUGCAGCUGCCCGGGGCGGUGCCUGCUGUGUGGAGGGCAUUUGUUUGCCGUCUUUGUCUCUCUUCUGCUGCUGGCACUGAGCACCCGAGGCUGGCAACUUUGUGAAGAGACUCAGUCGCAGUCCUGGGAUGAGAGCAUGGCAUUGUACCUGUGCAGCUGUGCUGGGUCACCUGCUAUCAGCUCCCCCCAGACCCCACCUUAGUGCACCACCGUGGGGACCAACCUUUCUCACUCACGUCACACAGAACCAGCACGAGUCACCCUGGGCUCCACAUCUGCCUUCCCACCUGCCUCCUGGUGGCCAAGGUGGUGGCCAGCAGGCCCUGUCUUUUGAGGCUGACAGGUGUCAACCGAGGGACUCACCUGCUGGCGCCUCACCCAACAAGAUUGCCAGCCUGGCUGGCCACCGAUGGUGCUGGUUAAAGCUGGGGGCAUCACUUCUGGGAGACCCCUGGCUUGGGUUCCUCCCCUGUGCUGUUGGUUACAGUGCCCAGGACACUGAGCACAAAGGCAGUGAAACAGGGACCAAAGAGCAAACAAAACACUGAUUGAUGGGAAAGCCAGGAAGUGGCUAGGGUGCAGAUUUAAAUACAGAAGCCUGGAGAAGCAGACCAAGCCAGUGGUGGAGGCAGGAGGGGCUUCCUGUGCCCUGUGAGCUGCUGUCUCCCAGCCCUGGACCUUGUGCCCCUCAAGUGUGGGGAGUUGAGUGAGCUGCAGGUGGGUGGGUGUGGACCUAAGAGGGCUGGGACGUGAUGUGGCAGGAGGCCACAGGUGAAGGGGUCUGAAGCUUCCAGGGAGUUGAGCUGGACAAGAAGAAGUGACCAAAGCUCAUGGGCAGAGAAGUGCAGUGACAAACAGCUCAAGAAAUCAGAUGUUGGGAAAGCCCGGUAGGGCUUGAGGGUGGGGUGGGACACGGCAGUGCUGGGAGUUGUCCACUGUGCCCAGGUGACCUCGCCCUGCCUGCACUCACUGCUGUGCGCACGGAAGUUCGGUCCCACUGCCAGACCUUGUCCCCAGACGGCACAGAGCCCCUGGGGGUGCAUGGAUGCCGGCUUCCAGGGCACCCCUGAAUCUUUUUACUGGGCCAUGGUUGGGGGCUAGCCCCCUCUCACCCCCACCCGGCUCCUGCAAACAGCACGAGUGUCCCGGUGGAAGACAGGACCCAGCUCCCAGGCCCCAAUCCUGGGAAUGUUUACUCCUGGGUGGAGGGUGAGGAAGUCGAGAUGUUGCAAUCGCUCCUUCCACGUCAGAUGUGUCUCGUGAGGCAGGCAGCUCCCCACCUGCUGGCCCACGUGCCUGCCUUCUGGCCCGGCUCUGAUAACAAAUCAGAAACUAAAGGGGCCGGGAUGCCUGGCUCAGAGCAGAGAUAGUCCUUGCCAGAGCAGUUCUCUCAGGGGGAAGAGGCUGCCUGGAGGCGGAGACAGGACCCAGGGCCGCCAGCACCAGAGGGUCUGCGAGGAGCAUGGCGGGCAGCCCCGAGGUGGUGGCCAUGGACUGCGAGAUGGUGGGGCUGGGGCCCCUGCGGGAGAGCGGCCUGGCACGCUGCAGCCUGGUGAGCCUGCAGGGCACCGUGCUCUACGACAAGUUCAUCCUGCCCGAGGGGGAGAUCACCGACUACAGAACCCGGGUCAGCGGGGUCACGCCUCAGCACAUGGCCACGGCCACCCCGUUUGCCCAGGCCAGGCGAGAGAUUCUGCAGCUGCUCAGAGGCAAGCUGGUUGUGGGCCACGACCUGAAGCACGACUUCCAGGCUCUGCGGGAGGACAUGGAGGCCUACACCAUCUACGACACGGCCACCGACAGGCUGCUGUGGCGCGAGGCCAGACUGGGCUCGUGCAGGCGAGUGUCCCUGCGGGUGCUGUGUGAGCGCCUCCUCCACAGGAACAUCCAGAACACUGGUCUGGGCCACAGCUCGGUGGAAGACGCGAGGGCCACCAUGGAGCUCUUCCGAGUGUCCCAGCGGAUCCGGGCCAGCCGGGGGCUGCCCUGCCUGCCUGUGUCCAACUGAGGCUCGUCCAGCCUCCAUCCUGGCCACGGAUGCCCCGUGCUUUUGGAAAGUGCAUCUUCAGCAGUAAAACGACUCCCACGCCAGCGCCGUGCUCUCUCUCCUCUCUGAGCUGGCUUG